Molecule: messenger RNA, 2856 nt
Organism: Corvus hawaiiensis (hawaiian crow)
Lineage: Eukaryota; Metazoa; Chordata; Aves; Passeriformes; Corvidae
Gene: CFAP20DC
Product: CFAP20 domain containing
Exons: 18
Coding region: 311-2572 (753 amino acids)
Source: RefSeq, a predicted model, not a curated record
CCGCGCCGCCAUCUCCAACGGCCCCGCCGCCCUCACGCAGGACCAAUUGUUGGAAUCCUGGGGCUACAUAAACACCAAAUAUUAUUGAAAAAUACAUAAGAAGCUGUCAUAGAACGGAGAUAUUUCUGCGGAGUCCUAAGUGGCUUGUGUGAAUGGAAAGAAUAAGGGGCACUUUGGACACUGCUACUUUAUUAUCAAUUAUAAGAAACAUGGUGAAACUAAUGAUCAAAGUCACUGCACAAACCAAGGCAUCACAAGCAUAGCUUGCAAGUGUCUUUACUAUAUGAGAAGCUAAAAUUAUUUUCUGCUUAUGAAAGCUGGAAAAAUGUUCAAAAACCACUAUCAGGGUGGCCGGUUUGUUGAAGUAUUCAGUGCUCAAGGCAAGAACCCAGGAGCAAAAUGGAAGAUAUUUGGCAACCCAUCAGCUAUAUCAAAAGAAUAUGACAAAGAACUUAAAGGCUUUGUUUUUGUACUUGAAGGAAACAGUCUAAUCAACAAAAUGAAGCUACCAAAGGAAACUAGACAAACCUUGGGACUGAUGCAGCAAUUUCUGACACUUCAGAUUUUUGUGCCAUUGGGAAAAGACUUCUCCACUGAGUUACUGAUAACUGAUUUUGGCAAUAUUAAAAGAAGAUUGUAUUUGUCAACGGUCCACAAGGAGUUGUCUGUAAGCCCUCUGCAUGCAAAAAUUCCUCUGUUUAUGAUCAAGCGCAAAAUAUGGUGCAAUAUGUGUAUUGACUUGGUAGCGUUUACCAGGGAAAUAUUCAGAGGAGCUGUCUUCCGGUCUUUGGAUGGAAUUAUUAUUUCAGCUAACUGUAAGCUAAGAAAGAUCUUCACUUUAAAAUCCAAGCCUCAAGAUACAGCUGAGGGAGAUGGUACGGGAGGUUUUCCAUCUACGCCGUGUGAGUGCUUAGAUGUUAUUCCUCAAACCUGCCAGCUCAAUUCUGAUGUGCCACAAGUUACACAAUUGCUGAAUCCAACUAAAAUUCACAAGCCAGAAAUAAAAUGUAGGGAAAAUACAGUGCGGGAAACAGGUAACUUGGUUAGUAGAGUCCAAGGCAACAUAUUCAGCAGUAAAACUCAAGAUGUAUCACAUAUUGCAUUUGGGUCAAAGAUCCUUGGACCACCUCCAUCUUCAAACAGAAGACCCAAUACAAAGGUAUCUGGAAAGGUAAAAAAGACCUUUGGUAACAAAACUUCAUGCCAACUUCAAAAUUCAGGAAUGCCAGCUGAAUCCAUACUAGAUACUGGGAGAUUGGAGCUAUCAUUCAGGCCAUCCAAUGAUACUUUAGAUCAAGGAGACAAAAGAAAUACUCUCCGAACAACUGCAAAUGUAUAUCAAAAUGACCCUGAAAUUCAGACUCAGAAAACAUCUGUGAGUGGAGAAGCAGAUUUUCAGCUCACCUCACCACAAGUACCAUCACCAGACAAGAGCAGUGAUAGAAGAUUAUCUCUAAAAAAUGCAGCCAAACCCGCAUGGGAGAUAACCAGUGAUAAAUGGGUGUUUCCAGAGAGCUUCACUGAGAGUAUUCAGUUGGAUGGGAAGGAGCACUUCGGAGCUACUGGAAGUUCAGCUUGCUGUAAUUUACCCUCAGCCCAGAAUGCCUCUGUUGAACAUCACAACAGGGAAACAGCUGAUCAUCACAGGAAUAAUAAAGAGGUUUUCACAUUUUCAUCAAAACCUCGAUCACCUCCUCACGGAAAGUCUCCAAAUAUGUCACCAGAAAGUUGUGUUUUCCCUUUGGAUUUGGAGCCAGACAGUAACGGAGAAGAUGAGAAAAGCGAAACUGAAGAUAGCUUUGAAGGAACUGACAGCAGUGAGGAGGAUGACAACAGUGAACUCAUCCAGGGUACUGAGGACAUUGAGGACAGCCACAGUAGAAAAGGAACAUCUGAUUCAGCAAUUUUUAAACAGAUCCCAUUAAAUAAGAUGUCACAGAGAAAUGAAUACUCGAAGAAUAAGGAACACAGCAAAUAUAACUUCGAAGAGACCAUCUUAUCAAAACCACAGAGUUCCACCGUGAGAAAAACAGAAUCUAUUAGCUUUCAGAGAAGUUUAAAGCCUAUCCUCUCUCUUUCUCCAAUUCAAAGUAAAUCUAAAUCCUUUAGAGUAAUUAGAAAUGUAUCUGAAGAAACUGAAAGAUAUGAAGGAGUUUCAGAUCAAUUAGAAAGAUCUGUCAGUAAAACAUCUCUCAAGAAAGUCUCAAAAGAAAAUUCAUGUCUGACAGGGCAGACUUGUGAGUAUGACAGGGAAAAGUACCAGUCAAAUAGACUAAGUUCAUCUGAACUACAGAUGCUGGCCAGCAUGAAGGGACAACAAAAUGAAGAAUUAUGGGAUGCUGGGAUCUCCCAUGAGCUGAGCGUGUCACAGAUCAAUAUCUGCAAUGUCACCCCCGUCAGUCAGGAGCAUCACUAUCAGAAAGAAAUGAGCCCACUUUCUCAUUCCAGCCCACGGAACUGGUUAAAUGUGUUCAGUCCCCUCAUCAUUCCUGGAAGCCAACAACUAGAAGAGCACACUAAAUCUUCAACAAAACAGAAUACUCAAGAUACACAAAAAAACGUGCUGUAUUGAAGUGAUCAUUUCUCCAAGAGAGAACGACAAAACCAGUCCAUGACCUUCCCUCCCCAAACAGGACAGUUUGGAUUUUUUCUGAACUACUGGACACUCUUCUCUAUGAAAGUAGCAGAGAAGCUGCAGUGCUGUGUGAUAAAGGCCUGCCAGAUUAGAUCAUCCCCAUCAAACAUUAGAAUCUGGGUAUUUUCCUUGGUUUAAAAGAAAUCCUGAUGGAUGAUAACUAGAUGGUUUGGAGUAUCAUUUUUGAAAGAGGUGCUAAAUAAAUUGUGUCCUGUGAUAUA